This is a messenger RNA of Arachis duranensis, 615 nucleotides long. RefSeq names its product protein MAIN-LIKE 1-like. The transcript has 3 exons. NCBI's taxonomy places the organism in Eukaryota, Viridiplantae, Streptophyta, Magnoliopsida, Fabales, Fabaceae. The coding region runs from base 1 to 615 and encodes 204 amino acids. Gene Ontology annotation, biological process: meristem development; meristem maintenance. The record is from RefSeq and is a predicted model, not a curated record.
AUGGCAUCGCUCACGUGGCAGGAUAUAUCGACGAAGAGGAAUUUUGUUAUCGACGUUUUGCAGCCUAGUAGGGUUAUUACCGCCGUUAGGCGGCAGCAGAAUAUGCCCUUACAUGACCGGAUUAUACCGUAUCUGGAGACUGCGGGCUUGUAUCAUCUUGCUAGGCUAAACAGUCAGUGCUUCUGGGUUGAUGAGUCUCUGCUUAGCGCAUUUAUUGAGCGGUGGCGUCCGGAGACCCACACGUUCCAUAUGCCGUUUGGUGAGUGCACCAUUACUUUACAGGAUGUUGCGUAUCAGCUGGGUUUGCCGAUUGAUGGUGCACCCGUUAGUGGGUGCUUGACUGAGUUUGAGAAUCUGAUGGAACACAGUAGACCAGCAUGGGUGUGGUUCCGGGAGUUGUUCGGGGAGUUACCUCCACAGAGUAAAGUGAAGCAGAUGACAGUGUGCUACACAUGGUUCCACGAGAGGUUUCAAGUUCUCCCUGCAGAUGCUACUGAUGAGACCGUGCGUGUAUACGCACGCGCUUAUAUCCUGAUGCUGUUGUCGUCUCAGCUGUUUGCGGACAAGAAUGCAAACAGGGUGUCUUUGUCGUGGUACAAACAGAAACGUCGUUAA